Messenger RNA from Schizosaccharomyces osmophilus, 1911 nucleotides. RefSeq names its product SNARE binding protein Sly1 (gene sly1). Gene Ontology annotation, molecular function: syntaxin binding. The transcript is spliced from 5 exons. The record is from RefSeq and is a predicted model, not a curated record. Gene Ontology annotation, cellular component: Golgi membrane; cytosol. Bases 1 to 1911 code for a protein of 636 amino acids. Lineage: Eukaryota; Fungi; Ascomycota; Schizosaccharomycetes; Schizosaccharomycetales; Schizosaccharomycetaceae. Gene Ontology annotation, biological process: intracellular protein transport; endoplasmic reticulum to Golgi vesicle-mediated transport.
AUGUCGCUAGCAAUCUCAAACGAAACCUCGACUUUGAGAGAAACUCAUAUUCGCUCUUUAGAAAAGCUAUUGAAUUUAAAUCAAAAUGUUGAUGAAUUAGAAAAGGAUCCUAAUUAUAAAUCGGAGUUUCCGAUCUGGAAAGUUUUGAUUUUUGAUAAGUCUGGUUCAGACACUAUAUCUUCUGUAAUGCGCAUUACUGAGUUGAGAAAACACGGUGUCACCGUCCACAUGAAUAUCACUUCUUCUCGUCAACCUAUAGCAGAUGUUCCUGCGAUUUAUUUUGUUCAACCUACUGAGGAAAAUGUUGAGUAUAUCAUUGAUGAUCUCUCGAAAGGUUUGUACGAAUCUGCUUACGUCUGUUUCUCUUCCAGCAUUCCACGCAGCCUUUUAGAAAAAUUCGCAGAACUCGCUUCAAAAACAAAUACAAGCCACAUGAUUAAUCAAGUUUACGAUCAGUACCUAAACUAUGUAGUUUUAGAGUCUGACUUUUUCUCACUCCAGCUCCCAGGAGUCUUCCACACUAUCCACAGUCCUUCUUCCGAUGAUGCGCUGAUUGAAAAUACCAUUCAAAGUACAGUGAACCGUCUUUUUUCAGUUAUUGUUACCCUCGGGACAAUCCCCAUUAUUCGUUGCCCUCAAGGGUCUGCUGCUGAGUUGGUAGCUAGAAAGUUAAACCAGCGUCUAAAAGACCAUUUGAUGAACACAAAAGAUGUUUUUGGUACUUUAAAUCCUAAAAUCCGUCCUUUACUCAUCCUUUUGGAUAGAACAGUUGACCUCGUUCCCAUGAUCAAUCAUUCUUGGACCUACCAAGCUUUGAUCCAUGACACUCUAAACAUGCACCUUAACAGAGUAAUUUUGGAAUCUGUCGAUGAGGGAAAAGUCUCUAAACAAUCCUAUGACUUAAAUGGGAGCGAUUAUUUUUGGGAAGCAAACGCCAAUAAGCCAUUUCCAGAGGUGGCUGAGAAUAUCGACGAAGAAUUAACCCGUUACAAGAAUGAUGCAAAUGAAAUUACAAGGCGUUCUGGUGCUUCUUCUUUAGAGGAAUUUAAUGCCGAUGCUUUCACCGAUUCAACAUACUUGAAAGCCGCGGUUAGCCUUCUCCCAGAGCUUACGGCUCGUAAACAGCUAUUGGAUAUGCAUAUGAGUAUUGCAACAACAAUUUUGAAAGCCAUUAAAGAGCGUCACCUCGAUGAUUUUUUCCAAAUGGAAGACAACGUUACAGGACUUAAUAAAAGUGCAAUUCUUUCUUGCUUAGAAGAUAAAGACAAAGGCACACCUGACGACAAGCUUCGAUUUUUCAUUAUUUGGUAUUUGAGUGUUGACACUGUCCCGGGUGCCGACUUGCAAGCAUAUGAAGAAGCAUUGGUUAAUAAUGGUUGUAGUUUGGAGGCUCUUAAUUUUGUUAAAAGGGUCCGUGAAAUUACUAAAAUGACCAUGCUGGCUUCUUCCACGACGCGCCCAAUGGCUAAUCAGCCAGGUGAUAAUAUUUUCGGUGGUUUCUCAAGCCUUUCUAGUAAAUUUACCGAUCGAUUUAAGGAGGCUGGGAUUGGCGGUCUAGAGAACAUAAUAUCUGGUGUUAAGAAUUUAAUCCCCUUUAGAAAAGACGGGACGAUUACUUCCAUCGUUCAAAGCUUAAUGGAUCCUGGAUCUUCUUCCGUGUCCAAGCAGACAGAGUCGUAUCUUGUAUUUGAUCCCAAAGCUUCUCACGCUUCAAGUGAUCCCAGAGGCAUGAACAAACGCCAAAUUUUUAACGAAGCUAUCGUCUGCGUCUUGGGUGGUGGUAAUUACUUGGAAUACGGAAAUUUGAUGGAUUGGGCAAAAGAGCAAAAUCCACCUAAGCAUAUAACCUACGGCAGUACCGACGUUCAGUCACCUAGUCAGUUUAUGAACGAGAUGGCAUCUCUAUCAUGA